AGUCGAGCGCCAGCAGCCGCGAGACCUUGACAUCGCUCUCUCGUGUUCCUCAAUUGGUUAAAUAAUAUUCGGGGAAAUUCUUUUGGUUCCAUCCCGCACGCACCGCUGGCUAUUUGAUAUUAUACCGCGUCAAUGGAAGUGAUUUCGUCAUUGCCAUUGAUUCAUCCGAGUCAUGGAAUUAGUUCACAUCAUCAGCAUCGGAUACUACUUGUCUCAACUGAUUGAAUCUGAGGCGCUGCUGUUAAUUGCCUAUGGACUUGAUGGUUGAACUGAAGAAUAUUUCCAGCAGGAUGACCAUGUUGUUGUUGUUGCUGCUGUUGUGUUGUUGUUGCGGUGGUUGUCGGGGUCAGUGGACUCAGCGUAAAACGGCCAUUUUGGAGGGCGACAUGACGAUCGGCUACCUGUUCUCGAUGCACGAGCAGCCGGACCAGAAGUCGGCCCACAUGCGGACCUGCGGGCGCAUCUGGGAGGAGUACGGCAUCCAGCGGGCCGAGGCCACUUUCCAGACCAUCGAGCGGAUCAACAAGGACCCGGCCAUCCUGCCGGGCAUCCGGCUGGGCGUCGAAAUCCGCGACGACUGCUGGUACGCCCCCGUAGCCCUGGAACAGACCCUGGAAUUCAUCCGAGACGCCGUGGCCGCCUCGCCUGUCGCACCAUCUAGCGGCAACAACAAAACCUAUCACAACCACACCCCACCGACCAUCACAACGCCCACGGCGGCCAACCAAAACAAGCGCCGCAAAGUCCUGGUGGGCGUGAUCGGUCCAGGGUCCAGCGCCGUCAGCAUCCAGGUCCAGAAUCUGCUCCAACUGUUCCACAUUCCUCAGAUCGGCUACAGCGCCACGUCCAGGGACCUGAGCGACAAGAACCGGUUCGGCUACUUCCUGCGGGUUGUGCCUCCGGACGAGCUGCAGGCCAUGGCCAUGCUGCAGAUCGUCCAGCGCUACAACUGGACCUACGUCUCGGCCGUCAGCACUGAGGGCAGUUACGGCGAGAGCGGCCUGCAGGUCUUCCGGGAGUACGCCGACCGUGAGGGCAUCUGCCUGGCCAAGGAGUACUCGAUCCUGAGCAACGGUGUCGAGCACGAGUACGACCGACUCCUGACCAGGAUCAUGGAGGAGCCAAAGGCCAGGGUCAUCGUCUGCUUCUGUGAAGGCGAAACCGUCAACGCCAUCUUGAAAGCCAUUCGCCGAUUCAACCAGACCGGCCACUUUCUUCUAGUCGGCAGUGAUGGAUGGGCGGAUCGAUUGGACGUGGUUCAAGGCUACGAAGCCGAGGCGGAGGGUGGCAUUUCCAUCCGGAUCCACUCGCCACCGGUGGCCUCGUUUGACCGCGACUAUUUCGCCCUCAAACCGGACGCGCCCACCAGGGCCAGGAACCCUUGGUUCCAGGAAUUCUGGGAGCAUCGAUUCGAUUGUCUUUUAUCGGCCCCCGCAGAGUCUAGUAACGGGACUUUGACCUCCCGUCGAGGCCCGUCCUCACUGGCCAACGCCAUCAGCAGCAGCAGCAGUCCCUUCAUUUCUUCUCCCAGCAGCGGCAGCAGCAAGAAACUGUGCACAGGAGAGGAGAGUUUACGUGGCAGGUACAAGCAGGACACGAAAAUGGGGUUCGUCAUCAAGGCGACCAUGGCCAUGGCAUGGGCCUUGCACCACCUCCAGCAGAGCCUCUGCGGGGCCAACAGCUCAGGCCUGUGUCCUGCCAUGUUGCCGAUAGAUGGCUCUCUCUUACGGGAUCAUUUGUUGAAUGUGAGUUUCGCCUACGGGACGGAGACGGUCCAGUUCGACUCGAAUGGCAACCCGCCCGGCUGGUACGACAUCAUGAACUACCAGCGCCAUCAGCAGCAGCCAAAUAAUAAUAAUAAUAAGGCCCAGCAACAGCAGUACGGCUACGUCCAGAUCGGCAGCUGGAGGAACGGGACGCUGGACAUGCCCGACUGGCCGGCUAAAAUGGUCACCUCCGUCUGCUCGGAGCCCUGCCAAAGUGGACAGAUCAAGAUCAUUCAAAAGGAGUUGAGCUGUUGCUGGCAAUGCGUUCCGUGCGAGCCUCACCAGCGAGUCCUCAACGAAACGGCCUGUCAGGAUUGCCAGUGGGGAUACUGGCCAGACUUGCACACCAACGAAUGCAAAGAGAUUGCGGCCGAGUUUGGCAAGUGGAGCGACGCCCAAUCGAUCGUGGCCGUGACUCUGUCGGUGGUGGGCCUGCUGGCCACGGUGGCGACGGCCGCCGUCUUCGCCUGGCACAACAACACGCCCGUCGUCAAGGCCUCCACCCGCGAAUUGACUUACAUCAUCCUGGUCGGCAUGGCCUUGUGCUACUUGACCACUUUCCCGCUCCUUGCCGUCCCCUCGCGUCUCAGCUGCACCCUGUCGCGCAUCCUGCCCGGCUUCAGCUUCUCACUCAUCUUCGCCGCCCUGCUGACCAAGACCAACCGGAUCGCCCGCAUCCUGGCCGGCAGCAAGAAGCGCAUCUGCACGCGUAAGUCGCGCUGGCUCUCGCUCACCGCCCAGAUCCUCAUCACCAUGGCCAUGAUCGGCGUCGAGGUGAUGCUGAUCGUCUCCAUGCUGAUCCUGGAGCCGGCCGACGCCGUCAAGUUCUUCCCGUCUCGCUCGCGGGUCCUCAUCAUCUGCGACACGACGACCAGGGGUCUGAUCGCCCCGCUGGGCUUCGACUUCUUCCUGAUCGGCAUGUGCACCGUGUACGCGGUCAAGACGCGCAAUUUGCCGGAGAAUUUCAACGAGGCCAAAUUCAUCGGCUUCGCCAUGUACACGACGUGCGUCAUCUGGGUGGCCUUCGUGCCCAUCUACUUCAGCGGCAACGAGUCCAAGACCAUCACCCUGUGCAUGUGCGUCUCGUUGAGCGCCGUCGUCACUCUGGUCCUCCUCUUCGGACCCAAAUUGUACAUCAUCAUCUUCAAGCCGGAGAAGAACAAUCGAUCGGCAUUCACCACUUCGGCCGACCUGCGCAUCCACAUCGUCGGCGGAACGAUGAAGUAUAAUCCACACCAGUCGAGUGCGUUCAGCAGUUCCAGCAAUCACGCCACUCAGUCGACCCAUCGGAGCAGCUCAAUCAUCAAUCACGACCAGACAAACUGGGGAGAUGGGCACGGGAUCGUCAGUCGGUUGACAUCUUCCAAUCGAUUGCCACAGCAGCAGCCAGAGGAGAGUAAAGGGCCCCAUCACCAAGGUGGGAUGUCGUCCCAUCAGUUCAACAACGGCGACAAGAGUCGAUCCAACAUGACGUUUCUCCGUCGAGCCUUUGGAAGUCAACUCGAUCUAGCUGCAGAGGCCAAUUCCAAUAGUUUGAGGGAGGUCAAGAGCCCCAGAAAAGUGCUGGAUUUGAAACGUUCCGUCGAGGUCCAAACGGACGACAUUGACCUGUAUGUCAUCAGCAACAACCAUCAUUCCAAUUUGAGGAAGAAAUCGAGCGAAAGUAGCGAAAGUGUCGAAGAUGAUGAGGCCAGUCCUCCUAGUUGGCCUCAUCGACGCUGGGCCAGCAUCACAGAGAAGCGGGUGGCCGACGAGGAGGACGCGGCCGACAUCAUCAUCAACCUCGGCGGGACCAAUAUUAACGGCAGCACUACUCUCCUCUCAGCAGCAGCAUCGCCGUCGUCUUCACCGUCUGUCGGAUUAUUGGCCGACGACAGUCCGGCCGUCGGCCUGCGAUUGAGUCAAUCUGCCACCGCGCCCGGCAGCAUCAUCCGGCUGAGUAAUAACGACGACCAACAGCAGCACGGGGACGACUUGGCUGCUGCUGCUUCUUUGGACAGCGUCAAUAACGAAGCUUAUUACAAACUCCAGUCACUCGGCAUCAUCGUCUCCAAGGCUCCCAAUUCAGCCGACAUCCUCUAGCUACAUAUAUUACAUGUGUAUUGCAGCGCAGCACAAAAUCAUCAUUUUGUAAUAUAAUCACAUAUAAAUCCAAUAAUGUCCGUAUUAUCAAAAUAAUACCCCAGUCAUCAUUUCAUUACAGACGACACUGUCUAUAGGCUAUAUUUAUAUAUCCCCGCAGGCUCAAUCUUAAUCAACUUAUUAUAUAUAUUAAUUAUAUACAUCACGCCGUAUAUUAUUGUUCGCCACCUUUUGAUACAUAUUCCAUAUUUAUUUGAAUUCCGCCACUGUAUUUUGUUUUCAAAUAAUGUUUGAAUUAAAUGUUGAUUCGAAAAAGAGAUCCAAUCACCAUCGCAGCAUUCCACAAAUGAUUGAUGUUAUAUAUUUGCGUCUGUCUGUCUGACCCAUAAAAUUUCAAUCACGUCUAUUACGUCAUGUCCUUUGUGAUCUUUAUUCUCGUAAUAAUUCAAAUUAUUAUUAUUACAUAGUACUCAAUUCAUGUUUAUGUGCUGUACUGGUCAUAUUACAGGGAAAGUUUGAACCCCAUUUAAUGGUAUACGUAAAUUCUAACGAUCCUGGUUGUUAUAUGUAUAUAGACGAUUAAUCACUAUGAAUAUACAAGAGAAAUGGU
This is a messenger RNA of Daphnia pulicaria, 4458 nucleotides long. Its product is annotated as metabotropic glutamate receptor 1-like. Lineage: Eukaryota; Metazoa; Arthropoda; Branchiopoda; Diplostraca; Daphniidae. The transcript is spliced from 11 exons. The record is from RefSeq and is a predicted model, not a curated record. Gene Ontology annotation, biological process: regulation of synaptic transmission, glutamatergic; G protein-coupled glutamate receptor signaling pathway. Bases 252 to 3848 code for a protein of 1198 amino acids. Gene Ontology annotation, molecular function: adenylate cyclase inhibiting G protein-coupled glutamate receptor activity; G protein-coupled receptor activity involved in regulation of postsynaptic membrane potential. Gene Ontology annotation, cellular component: postsynaptic density membrane.